Homarus americanus (American lobster) is the source of this 5750-nucleotide messenger RNA. RefSeq names its product protein tramtrack, beta isoform-like. Bases 273 to 2213 code for a protein of 646 amino acids. Gene Ontology annotation, cellular component: nucleus. The record is from RefSeq and is a predicted model, not a curated record. NCBI's taxonomy places the organism in Eukaryota, Metazoa, Arthropoda, Malacostraca, Decapoda, Nephropidae. Gene Ontology annotation, molecular function: protein binding. Gene Ontology annotation, biological process: regulation of transcription by RNA polymerase II. The transcript is spliced from 6 exons.
UUAAAUCAUAUCUCAUGUCAAAAUAAGAGUAAUAAUGAUAGUAAAGACGGUAUAGUAGUAGACUGGUCGUUGGGUGUGGUCGCCAGGUGAAGGUUUAAAAAUACUUAUCAGUCUUUCUAUUGCAACAAGAGAGAUAAAGUUUAUACUUCACUACAGCGUCAAACACUGGCCGUUAAUCUGUUGGGAAUAACCAUAUGGAUAGUAUUUCACCCUACAUAGAAUAAAUCACCUGAGGUAACUUAAUAUAACGUGAGCUGUGGAGAGAAGCAAUCAUGGACGAGACGAGUCUAUGUCUUAGGUGGAACGACCAUCACCCCACCAUCGUACACAUGUUAUCAGGCAUCAGACAUAAGGAACAGUACUGUGAUGCUACAGUAAUGUGUGAAGGACGCUUCUUUCCAGUCCACAAGAUAAUUUUGGCAGCUUCAAGUACCUACUUUGAGCAGAUUUUUUAUCAGCUUGAUAGUCAACUUACUAUCAAACAACCCAUGAUUGUCCUGGCAGAUAUCAAAGCUUCUCACUUUGAAGCUAUCCUCUCAUACAUGUAUUGUGGAGAGGUAAAUAUUUUCCAGAAGAGCCUUGGUGGUGUAUUACACACAGCCACUGUUUUAAAGGUGAAAGGUCUGUCGGAGGAUUCAGAUGAGGAGAGCGACACGGAAAUUAACAGGGAUUUAACAAACAGACAUGCUAAUGCUCAGUCACCAUGUAAACAGAAACAAAACAUGAGGACUGGUAUUAUACAGCAAGGAAGAGAGAGCACCAAGAGAAUGAUGGAUGACCUAGAUAACCAGUGCCAACAAGUCAAACGACCAAGACAAUCGCAAGUAAUUCAUCCGAGCAUUGUGCCGGGCUCUGCCAUCAGUUUAGCAAAGUUUGGGGCAGUCUGCCAACAGUUAGCUGAUGUAGAACCCGAGGAAUCUCUUGAUGAGUUUGAGAGAGAGGAGAUACAAGUGAAACAUGAACUCAGUGAUUCCUUGCUAGAAGACCACAGUAUAGACAGCACUGACAUCAUUUUAGGAAACACCAUCAGCGGGUUUCUCCUCACAGAUACCGGUAAUCACGGUUAUGACUCCAACACAGCAGAACAUACCAUAGACAAUAGGCAUCAUAGAAGGGAAGCGAGUGACGUCAUUUUGAAUACAGGCGACACACUUGAAUGUAAUGCACAACCGAACUGUGGCACGUCCGAUUCUUUUCACUUGAAUAAUGGUGACGGUGACAUAAGAUUCAACAGCGCCUUUAAUUCGGGUGACAACUUGGAUACUAAUGAGAUGUUUGGAUCGGGAUCUAUAGAACAGUGCAGUCGUAAUGGUGACUCUACGAAUACCAGUGCCAAUGAAAAAAUCUUGUCUGUGGAAGAAAAUGUACAACCAAUUGUCACUCUAGAGGUACCGGUUAAAAGAAAACCAGGACGCCCACGAAAAGUGCCCUUGCCGGAUGACGGUUCAGUGAAUCAGAGUAGUGAAAAACGUAUAAAAACUGUACAACAUAAAUGGCGCGGAUGUCGACCAAUAAUUCGAGGAUACUUUAAGAAACGUAAAUGUGUGGCGGCGCUCAAAGUGUCCGGUAACAGAGGUGAAGUUGGAGCUCUACCAAAUGGCUCGAAGCAUGUGACAUCCACAAAACGUAAAUAUAAGCCAAAGAUCAGGCAAGGCAAGGAGGUACUGGAAGCGUCCGGUGGCAGCGCCGAAGUUGGAGCUGUACAGAAGAACUCGAAGCGUCUGUCGUACACCACUAAGAAAACUGCUAAAAGAGGAAGACCCAGGAAGGAUAGCAACACUUGCACCUCUUCCAGAAAGACACACACUGCUGACAUGCAUCCAAAGACUAAAGUCACCAGUAAAGUCUCUGCAGCCACGGUUAUGACAUCAGAGGGAAAAAGACUUAAUCCGAGGGUUGUGAUAGCAGACAUGGGUCCAGAGGUUAACGAGCUGGAGAACAAUCCUGGCAAUUGUUCAACCAGUCAUUACAAAUCCAAAGUUGAAGACUCGCAUCCCAAUGACUGCACCUCCCCAAGUGUCUCUGAUCAUCCGGUUGAUUACACAUAUGCUUCAGUUGGUGUGUUGGAUGAUCCACAAGCACAUCACAGUAACCUCAGCACACAAGAUAAACACAGAAAUACAGCCAUAAAUUAUUCCAGUUUCUUGUCCAACCAAGAAGAUACUGACAUAGAUAUAAAUUUAAGUGAGGAAGUACCUUUUAAUUUUUGGUAAACAAAGACACAUCAAAAGGAAGCCAAGAUAUUACUACAAGAAAACACCAAGGCUGAUAUCCAAGACAGGUUCUUUACAAAAACAGAAAAGAAUGUCUCAAAUUUAAUCCAAUAUUCCCAGAAUCACUGAGAAACUGCAACAGUAAAGAAAUGUCGUUCUUGUUCUCAUUGCCCUUUUUCUUCCCACAAAAAUGCCCAUCUUAAAGAGCACAAUUGGAUCCAUACAGGAGUGAAGCCAUUUACUUGUAAUCAAUGUCCUUAUAGAAGUAAAACAAAAGGAGCGUUAAAAAGACAAUUUAAUUCACUCAAAACGUCACCUGUUUGCAUGCCAUCUUUGAUCUGUUAGAUCAAAAACACAACUCAAAUUUGGAUGGACACCUCCCUUCUCUUGCAAUCAUUGUCCAUAUACCACAGCCAUUUUAUUACACAUUAGAAGACACCAACAUACUCAUACUGAUGAUAAAAACCCAUCACUUUCACUUAUGCCCUUACAAAACUAAGAGUCAAAGUACAUUCAAGAAGUACAAUAGUUCCCAUCUUGCUGAGAAGCUAAAUAGUUGUGCCAAGUGUUCUUAUGGGACAGAUAAACAGUCAUGCCUUCAUCAUCGCACUUUAAUUCACUUGGGAGAAGAACCUUAUGCCUGUCAACGCUGCUCCUAUCACGGCAGGACAACGUCUAACCUGAGAUUUCAUAACUUGACUCAUUCUGGGGUGAAAUGCUAUUCUUGUCACUUAUGUUCAUAUAAAACAUCUCUAAAGUGUAACAUGAAGCAGCAUGACCUUAAUAUAUAUCCAGAUAAAGUUAGCAGAGAUGAAGGUCAAGUUAGUAAAGAUGAAGGUCAAGUUAGGUUAGGUUAGCAUUAGGGUGAUUAAUCUUCAGAUGAAAUAAGCUGGGGCGUAGAUUCUAAAGGUAGUUCCAGGAUGUGUAUGCAUAUAUUUUUUCUCACUUCAUCAUACAGGAGUAUUUACCUAAUCAUCAGUUAAGUUAUAUCACAUGAGGUUAUCAUUAUCGCUCUUAACUGCUUCUAGACCAUCAGUUAAUGUAUAAAAUGAAGCAAUCUGCAUCACCUAAUUACAGUCAAAUGGUAUAAUGGAAAAAUAACCAUAAUUUAACAAAAACAAAUGAAUUUAACCUGAUGGACAGGUUAGGCCAGAUGCAGGGUGUGUGGAGGGGGGGAUACAAAGCAAGAUCAGUGAUUAAUUGAAUUAGUUAUAGAUUGAAUAUUACAGAAUUCCCCAGCAUUGAAAUCUAGUGAAGAUUAUAAUCCAGGGGGGGAAUAAUUGCAAGUUAAUGUACUAACACGAGAUAUUUUUAUGGACCGUUUUGUUGUAACGAUCUGCUUUUGUUGCAUGUUUGUCGAAGUUGUAUGGGGCUAUAGUACACAGGGCAGCAUGUGGUUAUAUGCACCAAAAACACCUUUCUAUCCCGUAUAAUAAAGAUACGAUAGAUUAAGAGUGUAGUGUAACACCCACCACUCGGUCAUGAUAGCAGCAACUUGAAAAAAAAAAUUGCUUUCGGGACUUUUCACCAGAUAACUUCCAGAAAAAAUUUGCUUGCUCAUUUUUUUAUCCUUGGUUGAUACUAUAAGUGAUUUUACUGUGUCUUACCUGACUUUCUUAAGCAGUCUGUCACUGUAUCACCAUCCAUAAUGACUGUUGUUUAUGUCACCAUAUUUAUGAUUAAUGUCUUGGGUAUUUUCUCUCUCAAUCUGCUUUACAAUUCUUCUUUUCAGGUUAAUUUAGGAUGCAGGUUAUGACUCUGCAAGGAGAAAAAUUAGUCAUCUGAUUUAUCAAGAAAAUCAAUCAGUUUACAUUUUAGAAAUGAUGACUGGUGGUUCUCCGAAGAAUCGGUGUAUAUACUGCAUGAAUGUGUAAGUUUAGGAUAUUUGUAAGUGUGUGUUUUGACUUAUUUUUACCAUUUCAAGUCACUUUCUACAUUUAUAUGGCACCUCUCCCUCACUCUAGGUUUGUGUCCCUUGAUCUAUCUAAAACACAAACAAGACAGAAGUAGAGACAUUACAUUAUCUCAGCCCUACUAUCAUCAGUCCCAUUGGUGAAAUUUCAACACUCGGUACAAAUUUCUGAUCUUUAAUUUGUCAUUUGUUUUCUACUGUCUUCACAUUUUAUGAUUAAGUUAUUGAGAUGAUUAGAUUCAUUUAUGUAUUUUUAAUAUAUUUUUAAAUUUUGAUACAGUACAGUGUACAUGAGAUUAUUAUGUGGAUAUUUUGAGAGAAUUGUCUGAAUCUCAAGAAGUUUUGUUAAUAAUGUGUCCUUUGUAUUCAUAAGUGAUACAUUUAAUGCAUGGAUCUGUGGUAUUGGAUCUGUUUAGUGUUAAUGAACUGUAUUAUGUGUUCAGCAAUUGUAAACUGGAUACAACUUGGAGCACUUGUUUGACUGUGUUAAGGUUAUACUCAGUCUUACAGUAUUAAGUAUUUUUGUUCAAUUAAUAAUUCUUACAUAACUGAUAAAUGACUCCUCUAAGUACAUAGUGGGGGCAAGUGAUGCAAGCCUCACUUAUUCACCGACUUCAACUUAUAUUUUAGUAUUAUAAUUAAGUUGCACUUAUUUUAGCACUUAUCCACGCAAGCAAGGAAAAUGGCUGUAAAACAGUGAUGAUGGUGAUGGUCAUUAGUGUGAGAUGUAUUACUCAUUACUGAGGUACAAGAGUUCGGACAAGGAUGCUGGCAACGAUUAUUUUGCAUCUUUCAUUGAUAUUUUCAUUUGUCUAUUUGCUUAUAUUAAUUUUAGGAGGAACAUUUUUAGAACAUCUUCAUCAUGUUAAGUUUGAAGUAUGUAUUACAGCAUGGCACAAUCAUAGAAAUAGAUUGUUUUAUUUGCAACACCCAGUUUGUUUACCUACACAGUUGAACCAUUUGUACUUAGAAUUAAUCUUAUUAACUUAAGAGAAUGUUUGACAGUUACAUUUUACUACAAACAAUAAUCCUUAAACUAGUUGUAAGUUAUAGCCAAUUGAAGUUGCCUGAACUGACUCUGUGCAGCCUUCUACAAAUACACUGUUCUCAAAUAACAUAAAAUUUAACAGCCUUUAAUGUUACGGUUGUGGUACCAUUACUCUCCCACAUGUAAAUUAGGUAAAAAUUUAACUUCUUGCAUAAUGGUAAACAUAAAACCUUCUCAUUGCAUCAUUACAACAUCACACUCUUGCCUGGAUGCCAUUACAAUUGCAAAAAUCACUAAAAAUGUGUAAAUUAGUUGAUCAUCCACCAUUAUUAUAUUUUGUGUGAAUGUAGUAGAACUCAAAAGAUCAUUGAAGAAAAAUACAUUAUUCUAGGCAUUUUGUUAAAAGUUUACAGUUUAUAUUUACAGAUCUACAAUUAGUUUUAUUGUUAAGGAAGGCAACAAGACUAUGGACGAGAUUAACAACUUAACGAUCCCUGAGGUCCAUUUUUUAUAACUACGGUACUAGAUUGUUAGUACAUUACCUUACAGUGUCAAGGUGAACAUUGCACCAAUAAUGCUCUAAUAGAAGUGCUUUGAUUUGAUGUGAUUUCACUAUCCAUGCACUUUUUUUUUUUUU